Molecule: messenger RNA, 1410 nt
Organism: Metschnikowia bicuspidata var. bicuspidata NRRL YB-4993
Lineage: Eukaryota; Fungi; Ascomycota; Pichiomycetes; Serinales; Metschnikowiaceae
Gene: PHO100
Product: Pho100p
Exons: 1
Coding region: 150-1154 (334 amino acids)
Molecular function (GO): nucleotidase activity
Source: RefSeq, a predicted model, not a curated record
AUGCCUAAUUCCGAAUUUGGCUCGUAUCAUGCCUGAAGCCAAUACCUUAUUCAAUGAUGGCUAUAGGCUCAAUGUGACUUAAAAGCAGGCAGUCUGCCCCAUGACUCUGGAAAUCUUUCUCUUUGUCUAUCUAACCAAAACUAAAAUCAAUGAGACUCUCUUCGAUCUUCACUACUCUUGCUACUGCUCUCUCGGUCUCUUCUGCUCCAGUUUCGAAUGAGAGCGAGUGUUCUUCCAACAAGACCAUUUUGCUUACUAAUGAUGACGGUUGGGCUUCUACCAACAUCCGUGCAGCUUAUAGAGAAUUGAAGAGUGCCGGUCACGAGGUGAUCUUGGUUGCCCCAGUGCAACAAAGAUCCGGUUACGGAGGUCAAUUCGGCUUGCCUACUAGCAAAAACUUAACUGCUGGCGGUGAUUUCAACUACCCACCCGCAGGUGCGCCUUCCUGGGGCCAUGAAGAUAACGACAUGAACAUCUGGUACUUCAAUGGUACCCCAUCUUCGUGUGUUGCCUUUGGUUUGAACUACAUUAUUCCAGAGUACUUCGGCAACAAAACCAUUGACUUGGUUGUUGGUGGCCCCAAUGAGGGUACCAACUUGUCUCCUGGCUUGUACACAUUGUCGGGAACUGUUGGUGCCAUCUACUCCGCUGUCAACAGAGGCAUUCCAGGAAUUGCGUUCUCUGGUUCCAUGACCAACAACUCGUUCUUCCAGGAUGAUAUCAGCUACCAAAACGACACCAAUUUUGGUGCUAACAUCUUGGCCAAGAAGGUUGUUGAUCUUGUGGACACCUUAUUUGAGUCUUUCCAGAACAGACCAAACAUGAUUCCAGUUACUACUGGUAUCAACGUCAAUUUCCCUGCUGUGGGUGAAGACUGUACCGACCCAGAGUACGUUUACACGAGAAUGACUGGUAUCGACUCCGAGAUCCCCGACCUCACUUUCAACGAGACCAGCGGUAUGCCUGUCUGGAAGUACGGUCUGUAUGAAGCCACCACUAAGUGUGUCUUUGGUGACUGUGAUUUGCCAUCCGAGUCUUGGUUGUUGGCUGAGGAAAAAUGCAAGUCCUCCCUUACCUUGUUCUCAAUUGACUACGAUGCUAGCUACAAGCAAUCACAGGCGGUCAAAUCCUUCUUGGCCCCAAUUUUUAAGUGAUGGCCCAGUACUUGAAAGAAGCAUGUCAAUGUAUUCUCUGGACGCGUGGUGAACGUCAAAAUAGAUAGAUCAGGCAUCCACGUAUACCCAAAUAAGAACAUGAAAUUGUCCCUAUCCUGGUCACGUGCUGUAGUUGCAGGUGCGAGGUCUCUUGAUUGGUUCUUUUGGACUUUAAAAGGAGCAUCUAGCAGGUCCAUACGUAUUCAUGUACCAUUCUUUGGAAAAAAGCAUACGUUGCCCAGAUCCAAAGCUAUCA